Messenger RNA from Closterium sp. Yama58-4, 1227 nucleotides. The record is from the annotation of a GenBank genome assembly. NCBI's taxonomy places the organism in Eukaryota, Viridiplantae, Streptophyta, Zygnematophyceae, Desmidiales, Closteriaceae.
AUGCUGAGCGAUUCUAAAGGUAAUGUUUCGCUGUUUGACUACACGUCCGGAGACUGUCUUGCCCCUCCCGACACAGCUGAUAGUGCGACUCGCUCACAGUGGCUCACCCGUGACGCUGCCGCUCGCCUAGCCGUUCGCAACCACCUGCCGUUAGCCGAACGCGCUCACUUUGGCCAGCCUAAGAUUGCUAAAGGCCUGUACGACGCUGUAGUCGCUCGCUACUCUUCCCCUGCCACUGCAGCUCUCGGCCGCCUUAUACUGCCCUACCUGUUUCCCGAGCUGUCCUCCUUUGCCACAGUAGCGGACCUCAAUACCCACCUUCGCACUAGCGACGCUCGUUACCGCGCUGCCCUCCCAGCCGAGUUCGUCCCCAAGAACGAGCCCCCGAUUUACAUCACUCUCUACUUUAUAGUCACUCGCCUCCCUGACUCUCUUCGCACAGCCAGAGAGCACUUUCUCGCCCUUGACCCCACCAAGCUCACUAUUGACCUGCUCGAGGAGCACCUCCUUGCAGCUGAGACUAGUGUAGUCGCUGUAGGUGCUACUCGUGGCACUCCUCGCACGCCCUUCUUUGAGGGGUGCUCCCCCUCCCCCCUUGCCCGCUCUGUUGCUUCUGCUGCUGUUGUCGAAUUCCUUGGUGCUGAGGAGGUUGGUGCUACUUCUACUCCUAGUGGUAAGCGCCGCAGCGGCAAGGUCAAGGGAGGCAAGAGCGGUGGGGGUGGCGGCGGGGGGGGUGGUGGUGGCGGCGGUGGCGGUGGGAGUGGUGGCGGGAGUGGGGGAGUCGGUGGCAGCGGUGGCGGCAGCGGUGGGGGUGGCGGUGGUGGUGGUCGUGGCGGCAGUGGGGGUGGUGGCGGCGGUGAUGGCGGUGGAGGGAGUGGUGGCGGCGGCAGUGGUGGUGGUCGGGCUGGAGCAGUUCAGCGGCAGCAGCAGCAGCGUCCGCGUGAGACCCUCACGCCCCAGCAGCUUCGUGAGUGGUUUGCUCAGCGUGGGGCGUCUGGGGGUAGUGCUCGCUGCCCGUACGUCAUUCGCACAGGUGACCACGCAGGUCAGACGUGCGGGAAGUUUCACACCCAGCACCGCUGCUUCUCCCGCCUAGACGACGCUUGGCGCACUGAGUUUGGCGAUGAGGCUGAGAUGCCCCGCUGGGCAGAGCUGCUUAGGUCUGGUGUUGAUAUCUUUGCUCUUGACUAUGACGCUAUCCUUGCUGGCAUUCACACCACUCACUAG